GCAGUCAGCUAUGAAUAAGAAGAAGUAGUACAAGUUAAAGAGCUUUACAAGCUUCCUGAACUUUCUGUCAGUGACGUGUAUUAAAUAUGAAGAGGCAUGUAUCAUAUAUUUGCGGUUUCUUUUUGUCGUCUAACUAAAAUGUCUCCUCAUCAUAAUUUUACGGUUGCGUUGUCAAUGAGCUCACUGGUGUUUUGGAAGCUAGCUAGCUUGUGAAGCUAGCUGUCAUCGCUAGCCUCGCCUUGUUUUUGUUCUAUUUUGUGUCUUUUCCAAACGUUCUCGAGGACAAAACACAUGAACGUGUCCCUGGUGGUCAUCCGCCUGGAAAUAGCCGACCAGUCUCCAGCCCCGCAGGGCUUCCGAUACUCGGCCGCGGGCGACAUGUCCGAGGAGCAGCUGCAGGACAAAUCUUUGACCCUGGGCCGGCUGGCCCUGAGCGGCAAGACGGAGGCGGAGAGGAGCGCCGUGUUGCACCAGCACAUGGGCAGCAGGUCCAUGGGAGACAUGGUCAUCGAGACCUUUGAGCCCAGCCCGGACAAAGGCGGGGGUGACGAUCCAGAAGGUUGCGCGGAUCCCGAUGAGGACGCGGCGGCGGCGGCGGCGUCGUCUCCGGACUCGCCGUCCAAGCGGCUGCCGGAGCAAAUCUCCUUCUUCAGCGGGAACCCGUCGGUGGAGGUCGUGCACGGGAUCAUGCACCUCUACAAGACCGACAAGAUGACGUCCCUGACGGAGGACGUGGGGCGCAGCGCCAUGGUGUGCAUCCUGACUGUUCCCGCCGCCAUGACGAGUCACGACCUGAUGAAGCUGAUGGCGCCCUUCAACGACGUCAUGGAGCACAUGAAGAUCAUCCGGGACUCCACCCCCAACCAGUACAUGGUGCUCAUCAAGUUCAGCACGCAGGCGGACGCCGACAGCUUCUACACGGCGUGCAACGGCCGCCAGUUCAACUCCAUCGAGGAGGCGGUGUGCCAGCUGGUCUACGUGGAGCGCGCUGAGGUUUUCAAGUCGGAGGAGGGCGCCGGUUUGCCGGUGAUGGAGCUGACGGAGCUUCCCAAGUGCACGGUGUGUCUGGAGCGCAUGGACGAGUCGGUCAACGGCAUCCUCACCACGCUGUGCAACCACAGCUUCCACAGUCAGUGCCUGCAACGCUGGGAGGACGCGUCGUGUCCGGUGUGUCGCUACUGUCAAACUCCAGAGCCGGUGGAGGAGAACAAAUGCUUCGAGUGCGGCGUGCAGGAGAACCUGUGGAUCUGCCUGAUCUGCGGCCACAUCGGCUGCGGCCGCUACGUCAGCCGCCACGCCUACAAACACUUUGAGGAGACUCAGCACACCUACGCCAUGCAGCUCACCAACCACCGCGUCUGGGACUACGCCGGAGACAAUUACGUCCACCGGCUGGUGGCGAGCAAGACGGACGGCAAGAUGGUCCAGUACGAGUGCGAGGGCGACACCUGCCAGGCGGAGAAGGUGGACGCCCUGCAGCUGGAGUACUCGUACUUGCUGACCAGUCAGCUGGAGUCUCAGCGGGUCUACUGGGAGAACAAGAUUGCGCACCUGGAGAAGGACACGGCGGAGGAGGUGAACCACGACGUCAGCGGCGGCAACAGCAUUUUUCUGAUUGUUAUUGGGUGCCACUCGUGCGUGCGUGUGUGCGUGUGUGCGAGACAGAUCAACAACAUGAAGGCCAAGUUUAAGGAGACUUUGGAGCGCUGCGACAACCUGGAGCGCCGCCUGGGAGAAAUCAGCAAAGACAAGCAGAGCAUGGAGAAAAAGUGCACGCAGCUGAGCGGCCGCAUGACGAAACUCAGCCAGGAGCUGACGGAGGAGCAGGAGAUGAACAAAUGCCUGAGAGCCAAUCAGAUGCAGCUGCAGGCCCGACUGGCCGACGAGCAGCGCAGAGCCAAAGAGAGCGCCGAAGACGUUCGAGUAGCUAAAUUGCGGCGUUGCGUUCAGGCGAGCAGAAGGACCGGGUCGUGGCGGAGCUCCAGGACCAGCUGCGCGACGUCAUGUUCUACCUGGAGACGCAGCAGCACAUCCAGCAUCUCCCCGAGGAGACGCGCAGCGAAAUCCAGGAAGGCCAAAUCAACAUCGCGGCGGGGCCCGCGGCCGGCGGAGGCGGCGGCGGGCCCGCGGACGCCGUCGGCAGAGGACGCCGUGGCCGCGGCAGGAAGAGGAAGUAAAACUAUUUCAAGCUGUGGAUGAGGCUGUAAAAUCAACAUGGAAAUACAUCACUUCCAAAUCUAUUUGUGACCUUUUUUGCCUCUUUCACGCUGAGACGGACGAGCCUGCGCUCCCACGCCUCCGCCUUUCACGCCGCGAUUGUGUACGCUUUCAAAUCAAAUACGCUGGGCGGUACCUUGACUUUAUGGAAUAAAUCGGAACACCUUUUUUCCAUUCCAGUCCCCAAACAAACGUCGCCGUUUUUUGUUGUUUUUAAUCAAGAAAAAAUACCACUGUAUUGUAUUAAAAAGAAACAUAAUGCAGCGAAAUAAAAGACAUUGUAAAGUAGA
Molecule: messenger RNA, 2507 nt
Organism: Phycodurus eques (leafy seadragon)
Lineage: Eukaryota; Metazoa; Chordata; Actinopteri; Syngnathiformes; Syngnathidae
Gene: brap
Product: BRCA1 associated protein
Exons: 12
Coding region: 292-2199 (635 amino acids)
Biological process (GO): protein ubiquitination; Ras protein signal transduction
Cellular component (GO): cytoplasm
Molecular function (GO): ubiquitin protein ligase activity; nucleic acid binding; zinc ion binding
Source: RefSeq, a predicted model, not a curated record